CAGAUGUGCCCGCUGCGUCUCCCGAACGGUGUACCGAUGCGAUGCCAUUACGGCCGCGGGCGUGAUGGCUGAUGGGAGGAAGCUGGAUACCUUCGGGCCCAGCAACGUAGGCUUUUUGUGCGAAAGCUACGGGAGGGCUGCGGAUACUUGAUCGGCCUUUUCUUGCCUAUCCUUUCUCGUGUCUUUCUUUCAUUCACGUCGGUCUGUCUGUUUGCUGGCAUUGUACACCACAUACUCCCCGAACUCCGCUCCUCCAUCCUCACCCUUCACAUACGUUUCUAAUUGCCAUGUCAACAACAGUACCCUAUAAAAUGGGAGUCUCCCGCGCCCUGGACAAUGCAAAGCAGACCACCGAGACCGUCCUCACCGAGGCCUCAACAACAAUGAAGUCCGCCGCCGAAAACCCGAAGCAAGCCACCACCAACUUCCUCCACACCCCGUUCAUGCGCGCCGCCCUGCCCUUCAUCAAUGGCGGCCUCGCCGGCAUGACUGCUACCACCGUCAUCCAGCCCGUCGAUAUGAUCAAGGUGCGCCUGCAGCUCGCGGGCGAGGGCGUCAAGACGGGCCCGAAGCCCACGCCCAUCUCGGUGUUCCGCGAAAUCGUGGCUGCGGGCAAGGUGCGGGAUCUGUAUACCGGGUUGAGUGCGGGUUUGCUGAGGCAGGCGGUAUAUACCACAGCGCGGUUGGGCUUCUUCGACACAUUUAUGAAGUCGUUAACUGCGAGCGCGGAAAAGAAGGGCUCGAAGAUCGGAUUCAAAGAGAGAGCGGGCGCUGGUUUGGCUGCGGGCGGCCUCGCUGCUAUGGUGGGCAAUCCGGCAGAUCUGGCGCUCAUCCGCAUGCAAUCCGAUGGCCUGAAGCCUGUCGCUCAACGCGCAAACUACUCCUCCGUCAUCGACGCGCUGGCCCGCAUUGCGAAGAACGAAGGCAUAACAAGACUCUGGGCCGGCUGCUACCCAACAGUAGUCCGCGCCAUGGCGCUCAACUUCGGGCAACUAGCUUUCUUCUCCGAGGCCAAGAACCAGCUCAAGACCACCUCACUAUCAUCCCGAACGCAAACGCUCACCGCAUCGGCCGUUGCAGGCUUCUUCGCUUCUUUCUUCUCCCUGCCGUUCGACUUCGUAAAGACGAGACUGCAGAAGCAGACAAGGGCACCCGAUGGCACGCUGCCGUACAAGGGCAUGUUUGACUGCUUCAAGAAGGUCGCCAAGGACGAGGGGCUGCUGAGGUUCUACAGAGGGUUUGGAACGUACUAUGUACGAAUCGCGCCGCAUGCCAUGGUGACACUCAUCGUGGCGGAUUACCUCGGCUUUAUCACGAAGUAGAGAAAAGCAGACGGAACAAGCUAGAUAUGGAUGGAGAAUUUUUUGUUGAUACUUUUCUACGUCUCGAAAUACCUUGCCAUGGCAUCUUGGGCAGAGCUUCCUUCUCCUUUGGGCGUUCGGC
Molecule: messenger RNA, 1443 nt
Organism: Trematosphaeria pertusa
Lineage: Eukaryota; Fungi; Ascomycota; Dothideomycetes; Pleosporales; Trematosphaeriaceae
Product: mitochondrial 2-oxoglutarate/malate carrier protein-like protein
Exons: 2
Coding region: 288-1322 (344 amino acids)
Biological process (GO): transmembrane transport
Molecular function (GO): oxoglutarate:malate antiporter activity
Source: RefSeq, a predicted model, not a curated record